Messenger RNA from Penicillium brasilianum, 1524 nucleotides. The record is from the annotation of a GenBank genome assembly. NCBI's taxonomy places the organism in Eukaryota, Fungi, Ascomycota, Eurotiomycetes, Eurotiales, Aspergillaceae.
GCGGCUGACUCGUACUUAAUUUCUCGAAUUAUCAACUUUCAUGAUAUAUUUGAUUGCCUUUCUGAAAUUCGAAUCGUUCUUGAAGUGUAGAUAAACCAUUUCGAAAUUUCUGCUACCCCCGUCAUGUUCAACGAUAUCACGAAGCCUCCACCCCCGCUGCCGACCACGCAACUAACCGAGCUCGAGCCCGGCAUUUCAAUUGUGUUACCCCUCUCACGCCGAGGCCACGGACCAGGACUCAUCGUCCUUGCCACAAACACAGACCAGUCUCUUGCGAUCAUUGACGGUGUUCCUUCACAGUCGAUCAAAUGGGCCGAAGAAGGAUACACCGUAGUAGAGAUCCAGAGGCGUGCCCUGUUAUCGGGGGCGCAAGAAGUACUUACCAAAGCUACCCAAGCGUUGGAAAGCUGUGAGAAGUGCGACCCGAAGAGCAAAGUUGGUCUCAUAUCUUAUGAUCCCGAGCUAUGGAACUCCGUGGCCCCCACCUUACCAUCUGUUCCGACGAUUGUUGGAGGAGUCGUCUACAGCCAUGUAUCCGACAGCUCUACCUUGGAGUCUGCGGUUGUUCCAGUCCUACGGCAUAUGGCUGGGAAAAAGCCAGACGCAGCAGAACGGCAAGAUCUCGUGAAAUGCUUCUAUUAUCCGAACGCCACGUCGCAUCAAUUUGCAAGCCCUUUCCAGGACCAAUUUGAUUAUUGGGCGGAGUCUCUGUCCCAUACUCGCACGUUGCAGUUCCUCAAGCCCAUUAUGAAUGGGCCGUAUUUUGACCUGGAGACAAUUUGGGAAGAGCAUACUUACUACGAAUUUGCCGAUCGCUCCGUUGAGCACACUAUGAGCACGAUGGUGGACCAGCCAUAUGUGAACCAUGUUCCAACGCUUACCGGUGGGAUUGGCCGUGAAUCCCUGACAAACUUUUAUCGGCAUAAUUUCAUCUUCAAUAAUUCGGAUGAUACCGACCUAGAGCUUAUAAGCCGCACAUUGGGGAUCGACAGAGUAGUGGAUGAGUUCAUCUUCAAGUUUACCCACGACAAGGAACUGGACUGGCUACUUCCUGGAGUUCCACCCACAAACAAACACGUGGAAGUCCCAUUCACAGCCGUUGUGAACAUCCGAGGAGACCGACUCUACCAUGAGCAUAUUUCUUGGGAUCAAGGAUCAGUCCUCAGACAAGUUGGAUUGAUGCCGGAGUAUUUACCAUUCCCUUAUGCUUUACCUGACGGCAGCAAACCAGCUCCAGGCAAGCAAUUUGAAUAUCGCGUACCGGUGGUUGGAAUUGAAUCGGCCGAGAAGAUGAGGGAUAGGAACUCGGUUGCAUCCAACCAGCUGUUCCAAUACCGUCUUCGUGAAGCCCCAAAGUGAUAGUAAAGGCUUUUGAUUUUAUUUCUACUUCUAUGCGACGUAUCGAUUAGCUCUGCCAUCUUCAGAGGACAUGCUCGACAUUUGUCGGGUAAUAGUUCUAUAGCCUAUCAAAUCUCGAGGAGUCGUUCCUUUCUUCCUACAUAAUUUGAAUCAUGACAUCCAAAU